GCUGGAGCACCAUGUUCAUCCAUGUUUGAACCCGGGGACCUUCAGUUCAUCAUAGACAACUGCCUUGAGAUGGACCGCACGGAAUUGGACAUUACCAUCUUAGCAAAGCUUGCAUGUGGAAUUCACCUAUCGGCGUUAACGCAACGGGCAAAACAAACAGAACCGAAGGAACGCAAGACCCAGCGUACUGACUUCUACCACCAAGGAUCAAGAAUAUGUAGAGACACUUUCAAACAUAUGCACACGAUUGGUCAAGAACGAUUGAAUAACUUGAUCAAGCAUUAUAAGGUACACCGUGUUACUCCCAGACGACAUGGAAAUACCAAACGCCAACCAAAGCAUGCCUUGAAAGCGAAAGAUAAUAUCUACGCUGCCCAUUUUAUUAUGAACUACGCAGAAACGCAUGGAAUGCAUUUGCCCGGUAGAGUACCAGGUUACUGGAGAACUGAUUUAAAACUUUUGCCAACCAACUCCAGUAAACGGAAGGUUUACGAUGAAUAUGCACGUGCAAUAACGUCUACUGAUCAUCGCAAAGUGGCCCUUGUUACAUUCCGGAGAAUCUGGCGUGAGGUGACCCCCUUUGUUGUGACAAUGCGACCCGCGACAGAUCUCUGUUGGUUGUGCCAGAAAUACCAACAGAGGGUGUCUGUCUCAGCAAACCUUCCAGAGCAGGAGAAAACGCUGCUGUACCAACAGGCUUCGGAUCAUUUACAACAAGCUGCUACGGAGCGACAAUUCUACAGGACGGUAUGCGAAGAAGUCGGGCGAACAUUACCCGAACACUUGGGACUCGGUCAACAUGACCCGUGUAGUUACGAUGGGACAGUGCACUACAGCUUGGAUUUUGCGCAACAAGUACAUUAUCCAUACAACCCUCGCCAACCAGGACCAGUGUUUUUGAAGACGCCACGUAAAUGUGCAGUGUUCGGUGUUGCCUGUGAGGUUUUGCCUAAACAGGUUACAUUCCUCAUUGAUGAAUGCGUGCAGACUGGCAAAGGUGGAAAUUGUGUCAUUAGUUUGCUUCACUACUACUUGGAGAAUUACGGGCUUGGAGAAAGUCACAUGCAUCUCCAUGCUGACAAUUGCAGUGGGCAGAACAAGAACUCCUACGUCAUGUGGUACAUGAUGUGGCGUGUAUUGACCGGCCGCCAUGAAUCAAUCGAUAUGAGCUUCCUACUUUCCGGUCAUACCAAGUUUUCAUGCGAUUGGUGUUUCGGCCUUUUUAAACGGAACUUCAGAGCAACCAAAGUAGACUGCCUGAAUGACAUCGUGGCAAGUGUCACCGACUCAAGCCCUGCAGGAAUUAAUGUGCCGCAGCUGUGUGGAAUAGAAGACGGUACAGUGAUUGUACCAGCCUACGACUGGGCCACAUUUUUUGCCCAGUUCUUCACUAAAGUGAAAGAUAUCAAGAGCUAUCAUCAUUUUCACUUUGACAGUGAAUCAUCUGGAGUAACUGUCAGCAAAUAUUCUGAUACUGAGAACACAUUCCAGCACCUUCUCGCUGUUGAUGCAAUCGAUCGGAAUGCUAUGCCACAGGUUAUCCAACCAAAAGGUUUAGAACACAAACGUCAACGAUACCUCUUCAAUGAAAUUCGCGAAUUUGUUGCAGACGAAAAACAGGAUAUUGUGUGUCCAGAUCCUGGCCCUGCCCCAGUCAGCAGUGAUGCGGAGUCAAGCGACACUGAAGAAAUUGCUCCUCCACCACCUAAACGAGGACGCGGCAGAGGACGUGGACAAAGAAGAGGUCGCGGACAAACCAAUGGUCGCAUACAUGGACGAGGACGCGCAAACAAUCUGUAGACUACACUUUAAGACAAAGAUUCAUGUUCAUUCAGUGUAUUUUAAUCAUUACAGAAUACA
Messenger RNA from Asterias rubens (European starfish), 1860 nucleotides. RefSeq lists its product as uncharacterized. The transcript has a single exon. The record is from RefSeq and is a predicted model, not a curated record. NCBI's taxonomy places the organism in Eukaryota, Metazoa, Echinodermata, Asteroidea, Forcipulatida, Asteriidae. Bases 22 to 1800 code for a protein of 592 amino acids.